AUGGAGAACGAAUUGCAUGAAGAUGAACGUGUUCCAUUUGGUGUCUUGACUAGCAUAUCCUUUACUAUUUCGAACAAGGAAGAUACUGAAAGUAGGUCUGUCAUGUCAAUUGAGUUGUCCAAUGAGGUGACCGAUCCUAGAUUGGGACUUCCCAAUCCGUCUUCCAGUUGUUCCACGUGUGGUGCGAAUGAUUCAAAGUCCUGCGAAGGACAUUUUGGCCACAUCAAACUUCCGUUUACAGUUCUGAAUCCGUACUUUGUAUCGGAAGUUGUGCAAGUAUUAAACAAGAUUUGCCCAGGAUGUAAAUCUAUCAGGCAAGAUCUUCGGGUCAAGGACCCUGAUUCUUCUAACGGUAGGCGUCAGCCAAAGGGGUGCAAAUUUUGUGUUGGAAAUUCAUUAGAGUGGUACCCAAAAACGAAAUUUAAAGUUUCAUCAAAUGAAUAUGAUCACCUCAAGAAAAGUGCUAUUAUAGCGGAGGUAAAUGAAAGCACGGUUACACUCCAGAAUAAGAGACCAAAACGUGUGUUACCAGCUGAUUAUUGGGAGUUUCUACCAAAAGAUGAACUUCUAGAUGAAAGUUGCAUAAGACCAAACAGAAGAGUUUUGUCACAUGCUCAGGUUCAUUAUUUGUUAAAAGAUGUAGAUCCCGAAUUCAUCAAAAAGUUUGUUCCAAGGACGGAUUUACUUUUUCUCAACUGUUUCCCUGUAACUCCAAAUUGUCAUCGCGUUACAGAAUUUCAUCAUGCAUUCUCUAACGGGCAACGAUUGAAAUAUGAUGAACGAACGUCUACCUAUAAAAAAUUGGUUGGUUUUCGGGGGACGCCGAAUGAGUUGGCUUCUCGUAUUUUGGACUGUCUGAAAAUUUCCAAGUUACACUCUGAAAAAUUAUCAAGUAAGGAAGUGCUUUUUGCCCAGCAAAAGACAAAUGAGGGUCCUUCAAAUACGUCUGGUUCACGAUGGGUGAAAGAGGUUGUUUUGGGAAAACGCAGUGACCAUUGUCUUCGCAUGGUUGUCGUUGGUGAUCCAAACAUCAGGCUUAAUGAGAUUGGUAUACCCGCUCGUAUUGCAGAGAGGAUGCAUAUUUCUGUUGUUCUGAACAAAUUGAACUUGGAAAAGUCAGAUGCUUGUCGGGAUAUGCGCGUUACUGAGCAAGGAAUCUAUAUUCAUCGUGAUUCUCAUAUAGUGCGGGUACGCCCUACUGAUUUCCUGAAAAUCGGAGACACCAUAUAUAGGCCUCUAAGCGAUGGAGAUCUUGUGUUGAUAAAUAGGCCUCCAUCCAUUCAUCAGCAUUCGCAUGUGGCUUUCUCUGUUAAGGUUCUUCCGACAGGGUCAGCUUUGUCGUUAAAUCCACUUUGUUGCUCUCCUUUUCGUGCAGAUUUUGAUGGUGAUUGCCUUCAUGGCUAUAUUCCUCAAUCAGUGGCCUCUAGAGUCGAGCUCAAAGAGCUUGUUUCGUUGGAUAAACAACUGCUCAAUGGGCAAAGUGGUAAGAACCUCAUUUCGCUAAGCCAAGACAGUUUGACUGCGGCCCAUUUGAUGUUGGAGGACAGUGUUACCAUUAAUCGGUUUCAGAUGCAGCAAUUGCAGAUGUUUAUUUCGCAUCAUCCUUUGUCCCCAGCAAUUAUCAAAGCUCCCUCAUUAAGUACUCCUGUUUGGACGGGAAAACAGGUGUUCAGCAUGCUCUUACCGGAAGGAUUUGAUUAUGUUUUUUCUUCAGCUAACGUAUAUAUAAAAAAUGGGGAGCUUAUAUCUGCUGAAGGAUCUUCCUGGUUACGGGACACAGAUAAUAUUUUCCAAAGUCUUGCAAAGAACUUUCCGGAUAAGGUUCUUGACAUUUUGUUUGCUGCACAAGAAAUUCUUUGCGAGUGGUUAUCAACGAGGGGUCUGAGUGUUUCUCUUCUGGACUUGAACCUGUCGUCUGACCCAAGCUCUUGGAAAAACAUGAAGGACGAAAUAUUUUAUGGCUUACAAGAAGCGGAGCAGGCAUGUAUGUUCAAGCAGUUGCUGAAUACUUGUUGGGAUUUCCUUACUGAAGAUAGCAUGGAGGAUCUGAGUCCCAUAUCUCUUCAAGUGGAAAAAUUAAGCCAUGACAAGCAGAGAUCAGCAGUGCUUAGUCAAGCAUCUAUCGAUGCUUUCAAGAAAGUGUUUCGGGAUAUCCAAACUCUUGCCUUCAGAUAUGCAUGUGAGGACAAUUCCUUACUUACUAUGCUGAAAGCCGGAAGCAAGGGCAAUCUGCUGAAAUUAGUUCAACAUAGCAUGUGUCUCGGCCUGCAACAUUCCCUUGUUCCAUUGUCAUUUGGAUUUCCCCACCUGCUUUCGUGUGCUGCAUGGAAUGAGCAUAAAGUGUCUUGUUUAAUCCAGGAGGAUGCUGACGCUCCCAAAUCUGCCAAGUCAUACAUCCCUUAUGCUGUGGUGGGCAAUUCUUUUUUGACUGGCUUGAACCCAUUGGAAUCAUUUGUUCAUUCUGUGACAAGUCGUGAAAGUUCCUUCAGCGAUAAUGCUGAACUUCCUGGGACCCUUCACCGCAGGCUGAUGUACUUCAUGCGAGAUCUGUACAUUGCGUAUGAUGGAACAAUAAGAAACAGUUACGGGAGCCAUGUUGUUCAGUUUUAUUAUGGUACUGAUGAGGGCACCUCUGAGAUAGCUGGCCAACCUGUUGGCUCGUUAUCUGCUUGUGCGAUUUCUGAAGCUGCAUAUAGCGCUUUGGAUCAGCCAAUCAGUCUACUUGAGACUUCUCCAUUGCUAAAUCUCAAGAAUGCCUUGGAAUGUGGUUCAAAAAAAAGACAAGGUGGGCAAACUAUGUUGUUGUAUUUGUCUCGGAGACUUGGAAGACAAAGGCAUGGUUAUGAAUAUGCAGCAUUGGAAGUUAAAAAUUACUUGGAGGCACUAAUGUUUUCAGACAUUGUUUCAACCGUCAUGAUAACUUUCACUUCGCAGGCUGGUAGCCAAAAAUCUCAAAAAAGUUUCAGCCCUUGGGUUUGUCACUUCCAUAUGAGCAAGGAAAUUUUGAGGAGAAGAAGACUCACGGUGCAAUCUGUAAUUAAUUCUCUUUAUGAAAGACAUAGCACCUCCAGAAAAGGAUCAAAAGUCAAAUUGCCAAACUUGCGUAUACGGAGCAAGGAUUGUUCUGUACCCGCCACGCGUGAGGAAGACAACGACACAUGUUGCAUCACUGUUAGUAUUGAGUGCUCCAAGAAUUCUGUCAUACAGUUAAUUACAGUUCAAGAUCUGUUGAUACCUUUUUUGCUUGAAACAAUUGUAAAAGGAUUUCGAGAAAUUGAGAAGGUAGAUAUUUUGUGGAGCGAUCGAUCAAACACAUCGAAAGCUACCCGUGAUUCAUCUGGUGAACUUUACUUAAAAGUUUCUAUGUCAGGAGAUAGUGGUGUAAAAAGUUAUUGGAGUACUCUCAUGAAUGAUUGUCUGCGAAUCAUGGAUUUGAUUGAUUGGUCACGCAGUCAUCCAGAGAAUGUGAAUGAAUUCUGUUCAGUCUAUGGAAUAGAUUCUGGAUGGAAAUUUUUCCUCAAUAAUUUGGAGUCAGCAGUAUCUGAUGUUGGCAAGACUAUACUUCCUGAACAUCUACUUCUGGUUGCCAACACACUAUCAGUUACAGGAAAUUUUGUCGGCUUGACUCCGAAAGGACUUGCACGGCAAAGAGAGCAUGCUUCUGUUGCAACACCCUUUUCGCAAGCGUGUUUCUCCAACCCUGCUGCUUGCUUCAUCAAAGCUGCAAAAGCUGAAGUCACAGAUGGCCUUCACGGGACCUUGGAUGCUUUAGCAUGGGGAAACAUUCCACCUUUGGGAACUGGUGGACAGUUUGAACUUGUUUUUUCUGGCAAGGGACAUGAGGUCGAUAAGCCAAUAAAUGUUUAUGAUAUGCUGGCGACUGGCAUCAGUCCCGAUGUGCAGGGUGUAAAUGAAACACCGGAUGCCAAGAACCAUAGAUCUGUAAAAUUUGGCGCUCUGCUGUUGUACGACAAGUCUGUCUCACAAGGACUUAAAAAGUUGGGCAUUUCGAAAGACAGGAUAAAGAAGCUUUUUAAGUUGGAUGAUAUUUGGAUCCUAUCUAAUGCUCUAGCGAAAAUCUUGAACAAGUAUCCAAUAAAUCAGAGCCUAGAUCACAAGGACAAGUCAACCUUGAUGAUAGCGUUAUAUUUUCAUCCCCGGAUAGAUGAGAAAAUUGGCACAGGAUUUCAGGACAUAAAGGUUGCAUAUCACCCUAAACAUCAGAGCUCACGCUGCUUUGUGCUGGUAAGGGCAGACGGUACUGUUGAAGAUUUCUCGUAUCGCAAGUGUGUACUUGGUGCUCUUGAGAUCAUAGAUCCUCAAGCGGCAGAAAUCUACAAGUCAAACAUGCGAUAUGAUGGUAAUGAUCAAGUCCGUGUAGAUAUACCCUCAAGACCACGGAUGUAAGCUGGUCACUUUAGCAUUGGAGAAAAAUUUGGUUUUCGUUUGCCUGCAAUGUUGAUUGAUAAAUCCGAAGCCUGCAUUUUAUCUUGGGCAAUUCCAUGUUAACUAAGGUUAGUUGGCAGCUACAACUCACCUAAGCUUUUCAUUUUUUGCCGGGGACUUGGCUAGAUUUUUAUCCCGAACAAUGGCACUGACGACUCUAACAAAACGGUGGUGGUGAUUCAUCAAAGAAUGAUGUCUUUCGGAACUUUUACCUUUUGAAAGUUGUACAAGUUUUGAGGAAGAAAAAAAAAAAUAUAUAUAUAUAUAUAUAUUUUGUACACAAGUAGAGGCCCUUAGGAAAGUAGAAAGCCAUGUUCUUUUUGUACUUUCAUAGUUUCUCCUACACAUCAUAAAACCUUUCAAAAGCUUCUUUUUGCUUCUUCCACUAUAACUUUCUUUGCCUUUGCAUAUCCCAUCAGGCAGAAAAGAUGUAGUUGAAGCAGCAAAGAGAAGCUUGUAAAGGUCAACCCCAUUUCUCAUAAUGUAU
Morus notabilis is the source of this 4933-nucleotide messenger RNA. RefSeq names its product DNA-directed RNA polymerase IV subunit 1. Gene Ontology annotation, biological process: DNA-templated transcription. Lineage: Eukaryota; Viridiplantae; Streptophyta; Magnoliopsida; Rosales; Moraceae. Gene Ontology annotation, cellular component: RNA polymerase II, core complex. Gene Ontology annotation, molecular function: DNA binding. The coding region runs from base 1 to 4407 and encodes 1468 amino acids. The transcript has 18 exons. The record is from RefSeq and is a predicted model, not a curated record.